Molecule: messenger RNA, 1629 nt
Organism: Aspergillus uvarum CBS 121591
Lineage: Eukaryota; Fungi; Ascomycota; Eurotiomycetes; Eurotiales; Aspergillaceae
Product: glycerol-3-phosphate dehydrogenase family protein
Exons: 3
Coding region: 321-1559 (412 amino acids)
Biological process (GO): glycerol-3-phosphate catabolic process; carbohydrate metabolic process
Cellular component (GO): nucleus; cytosol; glycerol-3-phosphate dehydrogenase (FAD) complex
Molecular function (GO): protein homodimerization activity; glycerol-3-phosphate dehydrogenase [NAD(P)+] activity; NAD binding
Source: RefSeq, a predicted model, not a curated record
AACUACAGAGAAGCUUCCGACAGUAACCGUGACCCUCACAAACAAGAUUGGACUGUUGGUUUGACGUGAGAAGUGAAAGGUGACAGGUGCCAGUCAAGGAAUCAAGGCAGUCGAGCAGGUUGAGAAAAAGAAGGAGUGGGGGAAAGAGAGAAAGUCACAAUGACGUCCUCCUCCCAUCAACCAUCAACGUCACCGCCCUGGAAUCUGCCGCGGCCUGCGCUCCCAGCCAGAUCUAUAAACCAUUCGACCAUGGAUUCUCUUCUUAUGAACGCUUCAAUUCAGCAUCUAUAUUCGCGACAUUCUCUGCGAGCUCAAUCACCAUGACAGGUCACACCAGAAAGCACAAGGUCGCCGUGGUCGGCUCAGGAAACUGGGGCUCGACCAUCGCCAAGAUCAUCGCCGAAAACACCCAAGAGCACCCUGACCUCUUCGAAGAGGAGGUGCGCAUGUGGGUCUUUGACGAAGACAUUGAGAUCCCAGAGUCCUCCAAGCACCACAGCAAACUGGGCGGCCAGAAACGCAAACUCACCGAGGUGAUCAACCAAGUCCACGAGAACGUGAAGUACCUGCCGGACAUCGCCCUGCCGGAGAACGUGGUAGCGGACCCGGACCUCAAGUCCACCGUCAAGGAUGCCACGCUGCUCGUCUUCAACCUGCCGCACCAGUUCAUCGGCAAGACGCUCGACGGGAUCGCGGGCAACAUCCUGCCCUACGCGCGCGCCGUCUCCUGCAUCAAGGGGGUCGAUGUCUCCGAUGGGACGGUUACACUGCACUCGGAGCUGAUCAUGGAGCGGCUGGGGAUCUACUGCGGGGCGCUGUCGGGGGCUAACAUCGCGCCCGAGGUCGCCGCGGAGAAGUUCUGCGAGACGACCAUCGGCUACGAUGUGCCGCCGAUGGACCUGAAGCAGCAGGAUGACUCGGAGGAUGCCAACCUGAUCAAGAUCGACGAGCAGCGGCAGUGCAAGACGAAACCGACGCACGUCAAGCUCACCCCCGUGCCGCCAGACCUGCCGCACGUCGGCGCCGAGCUGCUCGAGACGCUGUUCGCGCGGCCCUACUUCCACGUGCAUCACGUGCGCGAUGUCGCCGGCGUGGCGCUCGGCGGCGCGCUGAAGAAUAUCAUCGCCCUCGCGUCGGGCUUCGUGGCCGGCAAGGGCUGGGGCGAGAAUGCCAAGGCCGCCAUCAUGCGCGUCGGCGUCCUCGAGAUGGUCAAGUUUGGCCGCACCUGGUUCCCCAAGUCCGUCGAGGAGCGGACGUUCACCGAGGAGAGCGCCGGAAUGGCCGACCUGGUCUCCUCCUGCAAUGCCGGUCGGAAUUACCGGUCGGCCUGCCACGCGGUUGAGCAGGGGGUCAGUGUCAAGGAGAUCGAGGAGAAGGAGCUUAAUGGACAGAAGCUGCAGGGCACGUCCACCGCGUACGAUGUCUAUGAGUUCCUCGAGAAGCAGGGCAAGCUCAAGGAAUUCCCCUUGUUCGUCGCAGUUCAUGAUAUCCUCGAGGGCACUGCCAAGGUGGAAGAUCUUCCAGCAUUGAUUGGGGGGAGAAAUAAGAUUGAGGGCUAGGGUGGUUUGAAACCACUGGAUCAUGAUAGACGUAACGUUAACGAAUAUAAAACCGAUGAUUUGAGACCGU